AUGUUGAAUAAGAUCUUCCUCGUCAAUGAAAACCUCAUCGAAAGCAGUGACUAUGGCAGAGUGGCCGACGUCUGCUCAACGUCUGGGGAUUCCGGGAGCGGAGUGCCAUGUCAGCAAAAACACCGCCGAUCAUCGGCGGCAAUUGAUGCGGUGUACACCUGGGUUAACGGCAGUGAUGAGGGAAUGCAGGCAGAGAUGCUGAGAAUCAGCAAUCAACUGUCGGCAGAGACACUGCGUCAAUUUUGCUACUCAGAAACAACUGUGCCCAGCUGGACAGCAGGCAACAACUCAUCUAAUUCUUCGUGCUUUCUCCUGCCACUGAUGCUUCUCCGACCUCCACUGGCCCAUCCGCACCAUCAUUUUGAUGACGUGCUCAAAUUUGAAAAGUGGAACGACAGUUCAACAGUGAUAUAUUUGCACAGUUUAGACGCAGCUCGCACACUGGGCGCCAGUUGUGUGCGCGUAAUUGCCGAUCGCCUGUACAAACUGACGAACCUCUACAGUUGCACUGGAACUGGCGAUGUUAAUGCUCACCUCGAGCUCAUCACUAUCUUUGGCCUAACUACCACCGCGACCAGCAGUACCGAGCAAGACUGCGACUCUGCCUGGAGCGAUCCACUGAAAAGCCGUUUGCCGGGGACAGCGAAACAGUUGCAUUCACUGGAAGUUGAGCCGCCCAAUGUCUUUCUGUACACGACCAAGUUCACCAUCACCACUACUGUUCAGUGGUUAAACUUUAGCAAGAUAGUGUCGCUGCUGCAGGCCAAGGAGAACCUGCAGAACGCAAGUAGUGAACGGUGCAACUUUGUCUCCACACAUCCGCUUCCGGUGCUGAUGACAGAUGUAGGCUUCUUUGAGCAUCAGCUCGAGAGUGAAAGCGUUCGGCGGAAUCGAUUUGCCGACAAUGAUGAAUUGAGGUACUCACUGCGUUCCCUGGAGCGCUUUGCUCCCUGGAUUCGAAACGUCUUUCUGGUGACUAAUGGACAGAUUCCCAGAUGGCUCAAUGUAGAGCACCCACGCCUACGUAUUGUGCAGCAUCGCGACAUCUUCGCCAACCAAAGUCACCUGCCCACCUUCAGCUCUUCUGCCAUUGAGUGCCACCUGCAUCGCAUUGCCGGCGUGUCACCGCAGUUUCUCUACCUCAACGAUGACAUAAUUCUCGGGAAGCCCAUCUACCCGGAUGACUUUUAUACGGAGAGCAGAGGUUUCAAGGUGUACCUCAGUUGGCCUGUGCCAAACUGCGCCCAGGGCUGUCCGCUGAACUGGCUCAAUGAUGGCUACUGCGAUAAAGCCUGCAACUCCUCAAAGUGUCUCUGGGACGGCGGCGACUGUCUGCGCAAUGGCGGCGCUGAUUCGGCCACCGGCGGCAAUAACUCGGCGGCCUCCACUGCGGCCUACUCUCAUCACUACGAGGCAUCAGCGACAAACAGCGAGCUGUGUGCGCCCAACUGCCUAACAAACUGGCUCGGAGAUGGCUUCUGCGAUCAGGUGUGCAAUAAUGAGAACUGCGCCUACGAUAUGGCUGACUGCGGCGUGACGCACUUGGAGGGGAUUGCCCGCCAGAUUGAGGUGAACCAGAGCGCCAAUGUCUACACCUACCAGCCGGACAACAACUCGACCGUCCUUCUGCUAAACUUGACGCAACUGUGCACUGUCCUCCCCGUCGGUGAGCAGCACUACCAGGUGAAGCUGACCGGUGCCCAGUACCGCAAUGUCUCCACCGUCUUCAGUGCAGUGCUCAAUCUGAAGCACAGCAUUCUUACGGUUCUCCUGCGGCCGAACAUCAGCGAGAAUCAUGAGCCACUCGCCUUUACGCUAUUGGCCAAAAUUAAUCAGAAAACAUUCAACUUUUCGCUGUACGUAGAAGUGCAGAAGGACAGCAAGGGGCACACAGUGAGGAAGGACAUUGAGGAGACCAACUUUAACCUGCCACAGCUCAUACAGUGGCUAGAGGCUAAUGCAUCUCUGGCACGACAGCAGCAGGAACAGCAGCGGUGGAACACUAACAGUCCAUCGACUGAUCAAACAAUGGUGAUCACUCUGCCGACAGUCACUCAGGGGCAGACAUCAUUCAGUCUGCCGUGCAGCGCUGAAAUUGACGCAAUGAGCGGUGAAGUGCGCCAAAAGUUUGAGCAAAUCAGACGUCAGUUGAACCGCGGACUGGUCACCGACACCGGACAACAGUACUUUAACUCACUACUGAAACAACUCUACGCGGACAUUAUUUGCUCAACUACCGCUACUAAUGAUGAGCAGGCCAGAACUGAAAAACUACAAACAGAAGAAAAAGAACCGGAAGGUGCAAUGAAUCAGUUCAUAGAGCAGUAUUUACUGGCCGAUGAUGUUGUCCACAAUGAAAGCAGUUAUCGAUCUCGGCGCCUGCUAGACGCCUACGCCGACUCGCUCAUCUACGUGAAUCACAUGUACAAUCAGGUGUUCGGCGUACAGUCUCGCCAAGUGGUCGCCCACAUGCCGCACUACGUUGACGUGGACAUUAUCAGGCGGAUGCAGGAACGAUUCGCCGACCGCUUUGCGCACACCUCGGCCAGUCAGUUUCGCAACAGCGAGGACAUGCAGUUUAGCUUCUCCUAUUUCCACUUUCUAAUGAGUGAAACUGAAGAGUGCACCGCGGAGGAGGCGCUGCGCCAAUUUGACACCGACCAAUCGGGGAGGCUAUCGCUGAAUGAGUUGAAGACACUGGCCAUUCACAUGGUGGAGCAGCUGCCGCUGACGGAGGAGAAUUCCCUACUGUUCUUCGGUGAUCUUCGUAAUUGCUCCCUGCCGCCAGAGUGUCACCUUCCCCCAGUGAAUGGCAGCAGCAGCAGCAGCGGUCGGUCGAUUUGGCAGCAAGAGCUCCCAGUUGAUCUGCCAAUCGAUCAACUGCUCAAUUGCACCUUUCUAAGGGAGAAAAUUGCCAGCAAGUGGCCAAAGAGAAAUCGAAACCGCUUCGAAACGCUCAACGAUGACGAGGUGGCCUUCAAAAUGCUGCGUUCUAAUGCGACCGUUCUUGAGGAGGAGCUCGAUGAGCUGAGACGGGUGCGCAAGAAGUUCAUCUGUUUGAAUGAUAAUCUGGAGCAUGGCGUCAAUCAUACCGCCGACGCUCAACUGCACGGUCUGCUGCAAAAGUUCUUCAGCAGUUUGCUUCCCGUGCCUUCGGCCUUUGAGCGGCCACCAGGUCAGGAGAAUAGAUUGCUCUACAUCGACCAGUACAGAGAGUGGAAGGAAGGUGUGGAGAAGAAAAGCGGCCUUUACUUCGGAGGCAGCUACUUGUUUGUUCUUAUCAAUGUGAUACUAUUUAUAAUUCUAUUGAAGUAG
Molecule: messenger RNA, 3315 nt
Organism: Rhagoletis zephyria (snowberry fruit fly)
Lineage: Eukaryota; Metazoa; Arthropoda; Insecta; Diptera; Tephritidae
Source: RefSeq, a predicted model, not a curated record